Molecule: messenger RNA, 5184 nt
Organism: Brassica rapa (field mustard)
Lineage: Eukaryota; Viridiplantae; Streptophyta; Magnoliopsida; Brassicales; Brassicaceae
Product: meiosis-specific protein ASY2-like
Source: RefSeq, a predicted model, not a curated record
AAAAUAGUGGAUAUCUAAGAUCGGUUUAGGGUUAAAACCCAGUGUAUGUAUGGUUCUAUUGGCGAAUUAAGGGUCUUUCCACAACAAAUGUACCUCAAAAUCACAUCUUCGAAUUUAUAUGUUAGCGAGGAGAUUAAUAUACAUGAUUUGAUUCAAAAAAAUUCAGUAAAACUAAGGCCUAAAAUAUGUGGUUAAUAAAAAGGAUCAGUGUUAAAUAAGAUACAAGUAUUCUAAUAUAACAAUCAUUCAAAAACUAAUGCUUACAAUCAGAUCACAUUUGUCUUCCUCUUUUUACCAUAAAAUUGGUAACCAAAUUAAUUAUUGUUCAUAUACAGAUCGAACUAUUUAUGAGGUUUUAGGAAUAAAAAUUUGGAUAUUCAAAGACGAAGAAUAAAAAAAUUAAUUGUUUUUACAUUUUAUCCAACGAUAAAAAAGCGAAAACUAUGUAGUAUAACGUUAUAAAGUAAUAAAAAAUUGCAGUCUUCUUUUUUACGUUUAAGAAAAAAACUUAUUAUGGCUAACAUAAAAUACAUAUCACAUAGUGUUUUGAGUCCUUUGGUUAAGAAUUUAAGAUCAUUGAUCGGUUUAACUUGAUUAAUAAGAUGUUUAGGUUCAAUGUUGUAUUGUUAGCAUAUAAUUAAUGUUUUGGUUUGAUAAUUAGUUUGAGUUAUAAUUCCACAAGCCUGAAAGGAUCAGCAAAUGAAACAGUCCAUUAGACAGACAGAGUAUGGAAAGGAUCAAAUAAAAUGGACAAGAUCGGGAAUCAAGGAUAAAAGUUUGUCUCCUUUAAUGUCUGACAGUGAAUUACAAAAAAAAAAUAUGGAGAGAGAAAGAGAGAGAUGAAGCAUAGAAUCAAGAGUUGAUGAACAUUUUUGGUUUUGUGGGGAGAUUGAUCGCGUUGGAAAAUGAGACGGUCGUGAUCUAAGACAGCACUUGCGUUGGUGGCCUCAUCUCUAUGUCGGCUCAGCUUCAUAAACAUAUUACUUGGGAACUCCAAUUCUUUACUUAGCUCAUUGACAUAACUUCAAGUAGUAAUCAAAUGAAGUUUUGCAAGGAAAAUGUAAUAACUGAAAUGCAACUUUCCCUAACGUUUUUGGAUGUUAUACACCGAGUAUUAUGAAAACCAGCUACUACGACCACUAGAUUCAAAAGAUCACCUAAUUGUUGAGGUACGUAGACUCUAUAAGGUCGUAUACGACCCUCACCCCAUCUGAAAGUAUGUAUGUUGAUGCAGCCUGCAGAGUAUAUAUAUACUUGAUAUUAUAGUUAUUAAGAUAAAUAUAUAUUAUUUUAUUUAUGUAGUUCUAUUUUAAAUAUGAUUUUUAUAAUUUUAAUUAUUUUUCAUAAAUAGCAGUUUAAAACUUAUUUGUAUGAUCCAGUUUUCUUAGUAAAUAAUUUUUGUUUCUGAGAGAAUAAUAUUGUCUAUCUAUUGCAUUGAUAUGAUUAAGUCCAUCGAACAAAAAGUAAAUCUUUUGGUUGAAGUGGCAUGUCUCAGUCAAUUUAUUUGAAUUUAUUAGUUAAACUGUUUAUAAUUUCUUCCAUUCUAUUAUUAAUAUUUUUUAUAUACCAUUAUUUAAUUAGUUAUCUACUGUCACCAGUAUUUUCUAUGUAAAAAUUGAGUUCAUAUAGUGUGUUUGAUCGGAAAACGGUAAUAAAAGGAUGUGGGUUGAACAAAGACGUUUUAUUAUGGUCGGAAGAGACGUUCAGUCGGUUACAAGAGAAGUAAAGAGAAUGCGACAGAAGAGAAGCCGGCAACUCGACGAGCUACCGGAAAAGUACAGAUAACGGCAAGAUGAAGCAAAGGUGAAAACCCUAAUCUAGCCGCCAGGUGUUAGUCAAAUGAUUUCGGAUCCCCUUCUCGUUUCUCUUCCUUCUCCUUAUAUAGUCCUCUGAUGUGUCGCUCUUGACCUAGCUUAAGUCGUCUUCGUGGGCCUUCCUUAUUGGGCCGAGAGGCCCGCAUUCGUCCGAGCGGUCGCUGAGCCGGGUGCCUCUUAGUCGGCGUCGCUCGACUCGAGAUACUGUAGAGGCAAGCCGAGUAAUCAACCGGUUUAAGCCGACUGUUCGAGCCGUCGCUUUCCUUGGUCUGGGCCAGGCCUUCUAUUCUUUGGGCCUUGUGGGAUGAUUAAAUCCAUCCUCUACAGUAAGUCCCCCCAGUCCAUCAGUGAGCGGAGAGUCGACAAGCUCGUGAUGGAUUCUGGAACUCGAAGGUUCAAAGGAAUAGAAGUCCUGUCGGGAGAUUGAAACGAUGGGUCGAUGAGUCGCGGGAAGGCUGCGGUAAUGCCUUCUCUCGGAGUCGUCGAGUCGCAGGCUCCCAGAUUUUGAUCGGCAAAUCCCGGCUAAUUCACCGGUUUAACCGAUCUUAGGAUAACCGUUUGGUUAAUUAAGAUAAGAAGCCGGAAAGUCGCGGGAGUCGAUGGGGUUUUUUGGGGGAAACUCGAGGCCCGUUUAGGCCCAUUUAGGUUCAAUAAUGAUACCUCGAAUCUUUCCCCCUUUUUCCCUUCACGACGCUCUUACUUCUUUCUUAAAUCCGACGACUCGGCUUUCGAGGAGCCUCCUCGGGGGGACUAUCGGGUUCUUUGGAACCGUUCCUGUGGUAGAGUAUCUUGUCGCGAACUGCGUCUGACUUGGUUGUUUUUAAUGAGAUUCUCCUUUUCUUUUGUUCGCAGUUGGCCAUCCUACGUCUCCCGUCUACCCCGAGGAUUUCCUGAAGAGCGUUCAAGCCGUCGCUUUACUUAGAAUCUAUCGUUGGUCCGAGAUCACCGUCGAGAAGACCUACGAGUUUAAAGAUCGAAUUGCUCGAAGUGCGUUCUCUCGCCGUUUCCGGUAUUCUUUUUGGCCGUAUGGUUUACUUACCGCGUGCUGACAUCUUUGCCUUCGUUUUUUCAGGAGGGUGGAGGUCAGAUCUUCCGACAGCUCUUCCUAUUCGCAAGAAGAGAUUAGAAAUUUUCCCAAGAGAUAUCCAGAAGCAAGUCACCGAGGCAAAGAGAAUGGGAACUCUUCCAGACUUAAGCGCGAUGCUAGCUGCUCAACUGGGACUGGCUAGCGGGGGCGGCCCCUCGACGGCUGUCCCUCGUGCUGGCGAGGUUCCCCCUUCCGAUGCUGCAAAUGCAGGAAAAGGUAGGAAGAGGAAGAGAGGUAACUCGGGAGUCGAAGGGAGUGCCGGGGAGGCGAGUGGCGUCCCCCUCUCCGGUGAUCCUCAGAAGAAGAAGAAGAGGAGGAAGAAGACCAAGAGGUCUGUUGAGGUUCAGUCGGGGGAUCCCGAGGAACCAACUGGAGUUGAGGAGGAAGAAGAAGAAACCCAACCUGAAGAGGAGGUUUCUGAGGCUGAAGUCUCGAGAGAGCGAGACGAAGCGGGGGAAGCAGAUGGAUCUGAGGCUUCCCUUAACGCCGCCGUCCCGGAUGGUUCCGAUGAAGAUAGCGGAGAAUCGCCGCUUUUGAUGAGGAGGCACAACGAGGAGAUCGACGAUGAAGUACGAUCUCCUACUUUGGCGUUUCCUCGCGAGGGAACCCCGGCCAUUACUAGGGUUGGGGCCGUUCAGACCGGCACGUCUCCUCGCGGCUCUGCUAUCUUAAGGAGGGCUCCCGGGAUUAGCUUUCCGGACAAAGUCUCCUUCCACUACGAGGGGCCGGCCCCUCUGGCGUAUGUUCCUGAGAAGUGUGGGGAACUUCUUCGCCAACUCAGGGGGAGGGCGAAACCUCUACCUGCCGUGAAGGACCUCAUCUUUGGGAGUGAAUACGAGGAGGCUGCGAGGGCGAAGCUGCUGGUAAACGCUUCGAUCUCUCUCCCCCCCCUUUUUUGUGUUUCGUUACUUAGUUCUUUCUUACGAUUUUCAUCUCCUCGUUCGUUUAGGGAGACGGCGCGAUGAACGUCGUAAUCGAUAAAUACGACACUGCCCUGAAAGGAGUCUCGACUGAACUUGAGCUGGCCAAGAAAGAGCACGCAGAGAAAGAGGAAGCUUCUGCUCGUCAGCUAAGUACAUCAAAGGCUAACGUUGAGAGGCUCAAUGGGAUGGUCACCCGUGCAAUAGCUCGAAGAGAUGAACUCAAAGCCGAUCUGGUGGCGUCUCGCGGGGUUAUCCAUGAACUUGAGCUGAAGAAUGCCGAGCUCGAGAGCGAGAAGGCUUCGCUCGCUGCAUCUCACGAAAGAGAGAUGAAGCGCCUUAGGGAUUCCAGGAUCUUGGAAGUGACGAAGGAAAGAGGAAGGGUUGAAGCCGAGAUGUCUGCGAAGGCUAACCGUCGCUUUGCCAAGAUUCGCUCCAGAGAGGAACGCCGAAGUCUUUACGACAAGGCUCGGUUGCUUCAUAGCCAAGCUUUCGGGACCAGGAAGUGCCUUGAAGCCUUGAAGAGGGCUGGGAGCGACAUCUUGCAAGCCACGAUCGAUCUUUUCGCGGAGCAAGAGAAGAAAUACGAGCAGGAGGCCGAGGAGCUCAAGGUUGGCGAGAUACCCGAGGGGGAUCUCAUGCUUUCUCCUCUUAUACUGGAUUCCCAGUUUGUAGAUGCUCGUAUUUUGGCGAGUCUUGAUCCUUACGGGUCCAACACCGGUUUGAUUGACCCAGAGACCGCAGCAAAUCUUGUUACUCUGCCUUCUGAUCCAAUCGAUGGAUGCCGCGACGAGCCGACGCCUUUUGUAGAGGGUUCUUCGGCUGCGUUUGAGGGGGAGACGCCUAAUCGAGGGACCAACGCUGCUGAAGACGGUGCUCCUGUCCUCGUGCUCUCGGAUACUUCGGCUGAAGGAUCUCGUCGAGGUCACGAGGAGGUUGCUCGCGAGUCGAGUGUUAGGGCUUCGGAGCUUUCUGCCCUCAACGAUCGUGAGAGCGACCGAGAGGACUAGCGUCUCUUGUAUGUUGUUUUCUUUCGAGUCUUAUACGACUCGUUGUUGUAGCUUUUCAAACCUUUGCCCUUGAGGCUUUUUAUUUUGUUGUUUUCUCGCCGUCUUGGACUCUUUGAUAAUUUGAACUGAUUUACUUAACAUAGAUUUGUCUAUCAAAAUCGCGAUUUCUCAAGAUUUUGAAGUGACUCUGUUCGAGAUGUCGAAUCAUUAUAAUUUUAAACUUGUUAUGACUUUGUCUCGAUUGACCUCUUUAAGUCGCGACCGUUUGCCACUUUAAGUUUAAGUCGUUAAUUAAGAAUUUUCGACUUUGACGGUUCCGAGUCGAUCCUAAUGUAAUCUUCAAGCAUUUGGUU